Durusdinium trenchii is the source of this 1588-nucleotide messenger RNA. NCBI's taxonomy places the organism in Eukaryota, Dinophyceae, Suessiales, Symbiodiniaceae. The record is from the annotation of a GenBank genome assembly.
GUGUAUAUGUGUGUAUUCAUUCAUGGGUCUGACAGGUCCAGGAACAAAAGGAUCAUCAAAGAUCUCUUGCACAAUUUGGCUGGCUUGAUGCUUUUGAUUUUGAUGCUUCGUAGCCUUGGCAAUGCUCCUUUGAUUCGGACUCAGCAGCCGAACUCCCCUCUUUAGAAGUGAUGGGCCGUUGCACCAAGGUUUGGCACAUUCAGGAAGAAAGUGCAGUGCUUUGCUCCUCUUCAUGCUUGCACCAUCUUUAUCCUUUGUUUCAGACUCCUCAAGAGGGUUGGUCGGCUUGUGCAGCUUAAGCGCGUCAGUUGGGCAUGAAGUUAUCGUUUCUUGGCGUGUUGGGGUCUUAUGUUUCUACAGUACCUGUUCAAGCUUUCUCUUGCUGGCAGGCAUGCGCUUUCCGGCAGUCCAUCUGCGUGGGCAGAUGUCUAGAUUGGCUCACUACGGCAACGAGGCAAGCGACGAAGAUGAGUUUGACUUUGUUGAUUCCUCCAGAUCAGCACAGAGUGACGACUACUGCAUGCCCCCGGAAGCCGUUGAAUCGGGCUCUGCUGGUAGCCCCUCGCCUAGUCGGCACUCUGGACUACUGCCUGGAUUUGGCCUUGGAUCUGACCUCUCCGAACCAGAUUUCCUUGGCGGUGAGACGGACGACGACAGCGACAGAGAGACUGAGUCGGACGGCGAGAUCUCCAAUGCGAACAACCUGGAGUUUGAGGACGAAUACACCUGUGACUCAGAAGAAGCACUGCUCCCGCCACAGCUGCCAGUGGUGGCAGAGGAGAAACUCCAAGAGUGCUGGCCACUUGGUGAUGCCACUUUUGCAAUCUUCAUUUGCCCAAUCACGCAUGAUGUCAUGACCGACCCUGUCGUCAGUGCUGAUGGCUAUACCUAUGAAAGAGCUGCCAUUGCCAGAUGGUUUGAGACGUCGCGGAAGAGCCCUGUCACUGGCCAGACUUUGCCACAUGCUGAUUUGGUCCCAAAUCAAUCAGUACGAACCCUUUUGAAGACGAUCAUUGACAUGACAGAAAAGCACCAGGAGAAGAGUGCGCAAAGCCAUGGAAAACAUCGUGACUCUUCAAGUUCUGAUGGUUGGUUUGGAACGUGCGAGCGCUGCGAAGUGGCAGAUCGACGCAGCGAAGCAGAUCAAACGGAGACCUCCAAGGAGGCUCAGAAAGUGUGGUCAAAAGCGAGAACCAGCUGCUCAUCGGCUUCAGCAUCCUCUGUGCCUGUCUCAGACUGGCCAAAAUGUUUAGGGUAUUGAAGCAAAAUUGUACCAAUAUUGAAAUAUUGCAAUCUUUGCAAGAUGGUUUUGCGUUUUGCAAUGAGAGUUGGCUUCAGUGGUUUUGCGUGCUAAGAGCAGCUCUUCCUCUUCAUCCUUUCCGCAAGUUGGUGUGGGCGUGGGACUUGGUGGGUUAUGACCUCAACCCAGGUGUCCCAAGUAGCAGUCACGAGGAUGACAUGGUGGUUUGUGACUUGUACAUAUAUACUUGUACAGUGCACCAAAUGAAGAUAUUCAAGAGAGCAGUUUGCUCAGUUGAAAUUUGCUAUGGGUUGUGCUGCUAGGAUAUGUGAAUGGUGACCAUGACGC